This is a messenger RNA of Diprion similis, 2836 nucleotides long. It is a transcript of the gene Fitm, whose product is annotated as acyl-coenzyme A diphosphatase FITM2. Lineage: Eukaryota; Metazoa; Arthropoda; Insecta; Hymenoptera; Diprionidae. Gene Ontology annotation, biological process: lipid storage; phospholipid biosynthetic process; lipid droplet organization. The coding region runs from base 217 to 1374 and encodes 385 amino acids. The record is from RefSeq and is a predicted model, not a curated record. Gene Ontology annotation, cellular component: endoplasmic reticulum membrane. The transcript has a single exon.
UGGCUAAUUUGGCUGGAGCCUGAAGGCUUCUUGACCUAGUGCUCCGUGACUCGAAUCGUUCCGUGCGCAGCUAUAGAUUCCAUAAAAAUAACCUGUGGAGCUGAUGCGAAUAGUUAGUUCAACGGUCGCACGUGCAAUGUUUUCGGCAACGUGACGCGAGUGUCCGAAGCUCCUUGGAACGAGAAAUCCAAUUGUAAGUCGUCCGGGUUUCGAAAAAUGGCAACAGGUAAGCGGCGCCCGCUGCACCCGUCGACGAGUGGUUUGGGUAUCCCAUCGUCGGCCAACCUGAACUUCCGUCCGAACGUGAACACGGAGGACCGAGGAGGCACGCGACCGACCUCGACGCCGUCGUCGGUGGGUCUCGUCCUGGUGACGAUGCUGAUACAUAUCUGUAAAAAGUGGCUUCUCUUUGACACACGACUCAGAGUAGCCUUUUACUGCGGAGCACUGUUUCUCGUCUCGAUAGUAGCGGACUUCAUCCCGAUGCCUCGCACGUACUUUUCAAGAACAGACUCCUUCUUCAACCAGUUCUUUGUUAAGUGGGCCUGGGGUUGGCUUCUCUCAGUCAUUAUCCCGUGGGUGACGCUCACCGCAUACACCCUCGGCUGUGGGCGAAGAGUGAUUCUGGCCAAGCAUUUGGGUCGUGCAAUUUUUGCCACAGUAGCCUGGUUCACGUGGACAACAACGUUUCGGAUGAUCGAGAACCACUUCGGUCGAUGCUUGAAUACUCGCGACCCUCAGCUUCAAUCCAGGUUCAUGUGUUUACAAGCUGGGCGGUUCUGGAGUGGUCUCGACAUUUCUGGGCAUGCCUUCAUUCUUGUCUAUUCGAGCCUUAUUCUCGCUGAGGAGGGAUCUGCUCUCAUUGGGUGGGAAGGAAUAUCGGAUCUUGUCAUGCGAGAGGAGCACAACAGGAGCGCAAUGGCUGAGGCAACCUCUAGACCACUCAGAACUCUGUCGACUACCGAUCUGGCGUUCUUGAAAAAAACACACCAGGCACUUACUCCGUACCUCAGGGCCCUCUUCGUAGCCAUGACCCUCCAACAGAUGCUCUGGGACCUCAUGCUGUCUACUACUAUACUGUACUUUCACAGCAUGGUAGAGAAGCUGUUGGGUGGACUUGCUGCCAUCCUCACUUGGUACAUUACGUAUCACUGGUGGUAUAAACUGCCAAAAAUGAGUCUCUCCGCACCUUCAGAAGGCCUCUUCAAGUACAAUGAUCUUAAACCCACUCGUGAUCCAGCGGCGGCGCGUGUCAGACGUGGAACGUUAAAUGGAUCUGGUCCCAGAUUCAUGGGAAUGCCUCUUAGGACUAGCCAGGAAAACACAGAGUUUCAGAAUUCGACUAGGCAAGCAGAGGCUGAACCAGUUAACUGAAUUUAUGGUCGGAAAUUAUUUGGCUAAUAAAUCAUAAUGUUAACAUAGCAUCGAAAAAACAUGGAAUUGCAACAGAAUUUGGAAUGUAUUGCUUUCCAAAUAACGAGCGAAGUAUUUCGCUAAAUCCAUGACACACAAUUUGAUAUCCAUAGUUCAGGGUAUACUGAAAAUUUGUAAUUCUUACAUUUGGAUUUAUUUGUUGCAUGAGGUAGGAAUGACCAAAAGCCUUGUUAUAUAUAGCAGUCAGAGCUGGUGUGAAAGUGCUCCGUCAAUUCCAUCAUUUUGUAUUCUCACAAUUACGAGACAAUCAAACUUGACAUAAAAUGUUUCAUAAAAUAAGUAGAAGCAUUUAAAAUUACUCUAUGAAUGCUCAUUUUUUAAAUAAUUUGUGUGCAAUGAUUUUGAGUACUAUGGUUGCAAUUUUAAUGAAUUCGCUUACGUAAAGCAUUAUACAUAAUUUAUUAGAAAAAUUCAUUCACUUCAUCACAGAUCAAAAAAAGAUGAUCCAUUAUGAUAUCAUCAAGCAAUUCAAUCUUAUCCUACUCACAUUUUUUCUCAGUUGUAAAAUGAGUACAAUUUACUUUAUUUCAGCCUUUAUAGUUAAUAUUUACUGAAUUUCCGCCAAUUCUAAAGCUGUAAAAUAACAAUUUCACUUGACGCUACAUUACAUAACGUUACGUAUCUAAAUCGUGUGCAUUUUUUGGAGUAAUGUUUUGUAAAGUUAGGGAAUUUUACAUGCGGAUCUCACUGGAUAACAUGUAAAUAUAUUUUUCCGGUGUGAACAAAUGUAUCAGGCGAUCUGCUACCUUCUACCUGGAUUGUUACCUUAAUUUUGUAUUAGAGCAAUUGCUACUUAUAAUGCAGUAUAUUAUUUAUUAACAUAUACACAUAGUUUAAUUUACCAACGUGUUUUUAUUGGUGUUGUUUUGUUUGUUGUAUUCAUGUCAGGUGGUUUUCAAUGGUAGUAUUUAUCAUUCAAAUAUUGACUUACAUGUCAAUCUUGAACUUUCUGCAGUACUGAUUAAGCAAGUACGAUGACGAGCUUAUCACGCACAGGUUUGCAAGUAAUUACGGGUGUUGGUUACAAAUACUAUUACCUUUCAGAAAACUUGGUAUCACAUAAUCAUUGGAUGUUAGGCCAAUUUCUGUGUAACUAGUUCAUUCACAAGUGUAUUUUAGGAAGUAUAAAUGGGGCGUUAAAAUUUACAAGAACAUAAAUCUUUCAUCUAGAAGUCCGUUUCAUCCUGUAAAAAAAAUUAGUUUCUAUACGUUUCUUAAUUUUGUUUAUUGUCACAAAUUCACGACCCCGUGAUCUUCCUGAACCUGAUUAUGAGACAGAUUUUCAUUAAUUAACCAAUGUGUACUGGGCAAUGCGAAACUAUUUUAGUUGUUUGGUAACUAAGGAUAGUCUAUAAUAAAUCUAUACUAUCUUUCUUGAAUAAUAAAUUUAUUUUAUCACUGA